This is a messenger RNA of Lachancea thermotolerans CBS 6340, 1083 nucleotides long. It is a transcript of the gene IPI1, whose product is annotated as Ipi1p. Lineage: Eukaryota; Fungi; Ascomycota; Saccharomycetes; Saccharomycetales; Saccharomycetaceae. Gene Ontology annotation, cellular component: nucleus. The coding region runs from base 1 to 1083 and encodes 360 amino acids. The transcript has a single exon. The record is from RefSeq and is a predicted model, not a curated record. Gene Ontology annotation, biological process: rRNA processing.
AUGGCCAAAAAGAAGACCCUGAAGCAGCAGGACUUCCAAAAGAAGAAGCUUAAGGUUGGAAAACCAAAACAGCAAGCGAGUAACGUCACCAGCACUGCGUUUACAGCGAGGACAAUCUCGCUGCCGAAUCAACAGAAACUGAAGUCAGCUGGUAACCGCGAGGAUUCCGGCGAUGAAAGACUGGAGGCAGACAUUCUAAGGCGCUUGUCUUUAUGUAAGCACCAUAGUGCAGUAACCAGGAAAGAGACCUUAGUGCACUUCAAACAUAUGGUGCCGAGAAUUAUAACUGCGAAAUGUAUGACGCCUCUUCUGAACAGCUGUUACCCGUUGAUUUGCGACCAAGAUAUUCAGGUAAGGUCGGCCCUGCUUGAGCUAUUGGAAGAAAUAGGGCAAUAUGAUCAAAAUGUUUUGAGGUUGCAUAGUCGGGCACUAGUUCUGUUCAUCAACAGCAGCAUGACACACAUUGUUCCUGCAGUCCAACGCGACUCGGGGAAAUUUUUACAGUGCGCAGUCCGCUACUGUGGUGAUGAACUCGUUCGCAAUUCGUGGGUCAAGAUGCUGAAAGGCAUGUUCAGCGUACUAGGAUGGUCGCUUGAAGCUCCUGGCUCGAAAAAGAGCAGCAAAUCAGUAAGCAUGGGUGUGAAAACCUCGAGCGUCGUCAGUAUGAACAGCACCAAGGCGAAGCGGUCCCUACAAGCUAAUCUCGAAACGCUUCUGGAGUUUGUGAAGUGUGGCUGUCUCGAACCGAAGCCAGACCCAUCUUCUGGCGAGCUGCCCCAUGGACCUUCAGCAUACGAUAAGUAUCUUAUCCCUGCACUGCCUCAACCAUACCAACAUCUGAAGCUCUUUGUAAAAGAGCUGAAAAACGAGAAAACAGCAUCACACUCCAAGCUUGAAGAAUUGAACAACACGUCUUUCCAAGACUAUGCUACACGGCGUGAGGUCUUGCUGGAGCACUUCUACGACAGAGUAUUGGAGAAUGUAGAAAACGUUAUAGCCGACGGCGGCGAGUGCGGCAGAGUAGCCAAGUCUUUGAAGGGAACGAUGGGAGAUAUAAAAAGCUUGCAAGAUGCCUGCGCCUAA